AUGAUGAUUAAGUUCAACAUUGCCUACAAUAUUGCAAAGGAAGUUCUGUUUACUAAGUUCAAGUCAGAAAUAAUUCUUCACAAGAAAAAUGGCUUGAACGUAAACCCCACCUACAGUAAUGAUGUUGCGUACGCCCAUUUUAUAGGUGUCAUCGCAGACACAUUGAAAAAAAAGAUGUCAGUGGAAAUUGCGAACAGUGCAUACAUGGCAUUCCUGAUCGAUGGAGACACAGACAUCGCCACAAAAGAAUGCGUCAUUGUGUACGCUCGUAUCUUGCAAAAAGGAAGACCAGCGAAUAUACUGAUUGGACACACUGAGGUCGAGCAUGCCCAUGCCCAAGGACUUCAUGCUGCCUCAAAGGAAGCAUUUGCUCCUCUCGGGGACCAGUGCAGUAACUGGUUAGAGAAAAUCAUUGCUCUGGGGGCUGAUGGUGCUGCUGUUAAUUUGGGCAGCCAAGGGGGUGUCAUAGCCCUUCUGCAGCAAGAGGCAGAUGACCACAUUGUGCCUUUCCACUGUAUGCCUGGAUGCCCAGUUAAGAAAUCAAUGGAAGAUGCCACUUUUGUGGCCUUUUGCCAUUUUAUUGCAGAUGUGUUCAGUGGCAUUAGUAAGUUUAGCCUCCUACUUCAGAGGAAUGAUAUCAUCCUACCACAGGCCAUUUGCAGCCUGGAACAACUGCUGGUGACCACAGAGAUAAUGGUUGCAAGACCAAGCCUGAUGGAAGACUGA
Oreochromis aureus is the source of this 726-nucleotide messenger RNA. RefSeq lists its product as uncharacterized. The record is from RefSeq and is a predicted model, not a curated record. Bases 1 to 726 code for a protein of 241 amino acids. NCBI's taxonomy places the organism in Eukaryota, Metazoa, Chordata, Actinopteri, Cichliformes, Cichlidae. The transcript is spliced from 4 exons.